GUUUCUUUUGACCAUUCGAAUGCCCCACAAACCUCGAUUUGUAGUAGCGAUGUUGGCUCGAGCGGUGGCCGGCUUGCGCCUGACCGCGCGUCCCGUGGUGCGCGUGACCAGCGCAGCCUUCUCGACGAGCGCCAAGGGCGACGACAGCAAGAAGCCCGUCGAGGACGACGACGAGACCGACCCGGACACGUGGCUCGGCUUCAACGGCGACCUCGACGCGGCGACCGAGGAUGGUACCGCGACGUGGCUCCAGGCCGUCCGCACGGUCAUCGACCUCAAGGAAGAAGAGAAGCUCGAGGCGCGCCGCAAGCGCCAGGAAGCGCACGCUGCGCUCCAGAUCACGCGCGUUGUCGAGAUUGACGAGCUUGGCCGUGCGUACGGCACGGGCCGCCGCAAGACGAGCAAUGCGCGCGUGUGGAUCAAGCCCGCCGCCGAAGAGGGCAAGGGCACGGUCCGCGUCAACAAGAUGGACAUGGUCGACUACUUUACGCGCGACACGCACCGCCACGAGCUCCUCCUUCCGUUCCUCGAGAUCAAGCGCCUCGGUCAUUUUGACGUGAUGGCCAACGUCCGCGGCGGUGGCCUCAGCGGCCAGGCCGGCGCCGUGCGCCACGGCAUCAGUCGCGCGCUGGAAAAGUAUAACCCGGACUACCGCGUGCCGCUCAAGAAGGCUGGCUUCAUGACGCGUGACCCGAGAAUGGUCGAACGCAAGAAGCCCGGUCAGAAGAAGGCGCGCAAGCAAUUUCAGUGGGUUAAGAGAUAGAGUGUACACAGUAGGCCAUAUACAGACGCCGACGGGCUUUGCAAAGGUACCGCAGCGAUGCAGUGCGAUCGUAAUACACACGCCGUCUUCUGUGCUAUUCCACCG
Messenger RNA from Saprolegnia parasitica CBS 223.65, 868 nucleotides. RefSeq lists its product as hypothetical. Gene Ontology annotation, biological process: translation. The coding region runs from base 20 to 763 and encodes 247 amino acids. The record is from RefSeq and is a predicted model, not a curated record. NCBI's taxonomy places the organism in Eukaryota, Oomycota, Saprolegniomycetes, Saprolegniales, Saprolegniaceae. The transcript has a single exon. Gene Ontology annotation, molecular function: structural constituent of ribosome; RNA binding. Gene Ontology annotation, cellular component: cytosolic small ribosomal subunit; ribosome.